Messenger RNA from Symphalangus syndactylus (siamang), 5174 nucleotides. RefSeq names its product Fas binding factor 1 (gene FBF1). Gene Ontology annotation, cellular component: ciliary transition fiber; ciliary basal body; centriole. Gene Ontology annotation, biological process: establishment of epithelial cell polarity; cilium assembly. NCBI's taxonomy places the organism in Eukaryota, Metazoa, Chordata, Mammalia, Primates, Hylobatidae. The record is from RefSeq and is a predicted model, not a curated record.
CCGCCGACUGCGACUCCCAGGAUGCCUCGCGCCCGCCUUUCCGCAUGAGGCCGGACGGUUGAGGGUAACGGCAGCGGCUGGAAGCUGGAGGCCAGGCCUGGCCAGGCUGGGCGACCCGAAGGGAGCCAGGGCCGGCGCUGGUCCCAUCGUUCGCACCUCCGGGGGCACGGCGCGUAACGGGAGGCUUCAGGGGCUGAGAGCGUUACAGGCUGCGCUCGGGAGCCAGAUAGGCCGGGCGCUCAGAAGGGUGACGCAUUGAGGGUCGCGGAGUCUCGGGACGGAGGGGCGACUCCGGUUAGGGGUCUUGCUUAGAGGUGGUCUGGGGAUCUGUAAAACGCCUGGCAUGGAGUCGGCUGAAUACAUGUGGGGACGGGGUUACUCUGUAGACCUUUGGCCUUGGCAAACACGCCUAGAAAAUCCCCAUAGUCUGAGAAGCCCCUACAGGAUCGAUGGGAGAUGCCAGAAGUUCCUUGAUGUGUUAUGGGACACAUUUGGACUUGUAGGUCGUGAAGUCGCCAUUGCAGAGAAAAAGAAACACAAGGCCGGGCACGGUGGCUCACGCCCGUAAUCCCAACACUUUGGGAGGCCAAGGCGUUUGGGACGACCCUGGGCAACAUAGGGAGACCCGUCUCUACAAAAAAGUUUUAAAAUUUGCCAGACAUGGUGGCGUGUGCCUGUGGUCCCAGCUGCUAGGGAGGCUGAGAUUGGAGGAUUGCCAGAGCCCAAGGAGGUCGAGGCUGCAGUGAGCUGUGAGAGCUGUGAUCGUGCCACUGCACUCCAGCCUGGGCAACAGACUGAGACCCUGUCUGGAAAAAAAAAAAGAAAGAAGGCCAGGCGUGGUGGCUCACACCUGUAAUCCUAGCACUUUGGGAGGCCGAGGCAGGCAGAUCACGAGGUCAGGAGUUCAAGACCAGCCUGGCCAACAGUGAAACCCCAUCUCUACUAAAAAUACAAAAAUUAACCGGGCAUGGUGGCACGUGCCUGUAUUCCCAGCUACUCGGGAGACUGAGGCAGGAGAUUCACUUGAACCCAGGAGGCUGAGGUUGUGGUGAGCCAAGAUCGUACCACUGCAGUCCAGCCUGGGCAACAGAGCAAGACUGUCGAAAAAAAGAAAAGAAAACACAUGUAUUCAGGGUGGGCUCUGUAGGUAAGCCCAGAUAACCCUUGUAUUCCAAUAACAGGACAGGCCAACACCUGGGACAUAGAGAGGACCCCUCUGACUCCUUUCUUCCAGGACAUCCUGUAGGGAGUAUGAGCCUGAUGUGGGCAGAAUCCAGAUGAGAUGGCCAGUGCUGUGAAGGAGCUGCGAGCACCCCCAAGAGCCGUGAGAUGGCGCCAAAAACCAAGAAGGGAUGGAAAGGCUCCAUUGAUGAUUUACCUGAUGACCUUCCAGGGGAUGAUAUGACACUACCUGAGAAGCCUGUUAAACUAGCUUCACAUACCCGAGACACCACAGGUGUAUCUCAGAUGUUCCCGUCUUCAAAGGCUAGAACAAAGUCCCUCCUGGGUGAUGAUGUCUUCAGCACCAUGGCAGGCCUGGAAGAAGCUGAUGCUGAGGUUUCAGGUAUCUCAGAGGCAGAUCCGCAGGCUCUGCUCCAGGCCAUGAAGGACCUGGAUGGCAUGGAUGCUGAUAUCUUAGGUCUGAAGAAAUCUAAUCCAGCCCCUAGCAAAAAAGCUGCAAAGGACCCUGGGAAAGGAGAGCUGCCCAGCCACCCCAAGCCUGCAGACAGUGAAGAUGCGUGGGGUGACAAGGACUUCACCUUUGGAGCCUAUCAGCCCACCGUGGUCUCCUCUGAGGGCCAGCAGUCCCGCCGGCAGUCUGUCAGUAGGUUCUUAGCAGACAGUGGCCCAGACCCCAAGGGAGAACCAGGCUCCAAACAGAACCCUCCAACGGCUUCCAGCCCCAUCCAGCCCAGGAAGGGAGGAGCUGACUGGUUGGGCCUCAAGGACGAGGACUUGGACCUGUUGCCUGCCUCACCCACCAGAGAGGCCCGUCGGGAAAGCUCAGUGCCUGUCACGCCCUCAGUGCCUCCUCCUGCGAGCCAACACUCCAUGCCAGCUGGGCUGCCCCGCUCCAGGGCAAAGCCAGCAACUGAAGGUGCAGGGUCCCCUGCCAAAGCCGGCCAGGCUUCCAAGCUGCGAGCCUCCAAGGAGGAGAAAGAGGAGGACUGGCUGAGCCAUGCCCUGUCUCAGAAGAAGUCCCAAGGCCUGGCCAGAGAGCAGCAUGCUGGGACCUCUGAGGGCCUGAGUUUGGCGGGGACAGCAGGCCAUCCCCCUUCUGGCAGCCAACCUGUCACCAGCACACAAGGGCUUGGGCACGCAGCUGCUGGAGGGAGCUCCGGAACAACUGCACGAGAAAGACCGUGUGUCAGGCCUGGCGUCUUGAGGUCCCCUGUGACUCAGAAACAUGCCGCCUCAGCACUCCCUACAGGUUCCCCAAAGAGGGGAACAGCCCCUGGAGACCUCUCAGCCACUGAGCCUGCCACAUGUUUCCCGAGCACCCAGGAACCCACAGAGCCUUCCAUGCCCAUCCAGCCCCUGCUCCCAGAGUCCCUGGCCUGGAGCCUGCUGCUGGGCACAGAAUACCAGAAGCAGCUCCUGGCAGCACAGGUGCAGCUUCAGAGCAGCCCCACCGAGCUCCAGGCCAAACUGCUGCAGAGCCAGGCCCGGCUGGCAGAGCUGGUGGCCCAGGUGCAGAAGCUGGAGCUGGAACGGGCCCAGCAUGAGCUGCUGCUGGGGAGUCUGCAGCAGCAGCACCAGGCAGACCUGGAGCUCAUCGAGAGUGCACACAGAAGCCGCAUCAAGGUGCUAGAAACAUCGUACCAGCAACGGGAGGAGCGGCUCCGGAGAGAGAACGAGGAGCUGUCAGCUCGGUAUCUGUCGCACUGCCAGGAGGCCGAACAGGCCCGUGCUGAGCUUACGGCCCAACACCAGCGGCGCUUGGCGGCCAUAGCGCAGGAGAAGGACCAGGAAAUGGAGCGGCUCCGGGAGCUGCAGCGGGCGUCCAUCCUAGACAUGCGCAGAGACCAUGAGGAGCAGCUGCAGCGGCUAAAGCUGCUGAAGGACCGAGAGGUCGAUGCGGCCACCAGUGCCACCUCCCAUACGCGGUCCCUGAAUAGCAUCAUCCACCAGAUGGAGAAGUUCUCCAGCAGCCUGCAAGAGCUGUCCUCCCGCGUGGAGGCUUCGCACCUCACCACCUCCCAGGAGCGGAAGCUGGGGAUCCAGCAGCGUGACGAGCAGCUGCGGGCACUGCAGGAGUGGCUGGGCCAGCAGCAGCGGGACAUGGAGGAGGAGCGGAGCCGGCAACAGGAGGUCAUCGGGAAGAUGGAGGCACGGCUGAAUGAGCAGAGCCGGCUGCUGGAGCAGGAACGCUGGCGGGUGACUGCCGAGCAGUCCAAGGCGGAGUCCAUGCAGCGCGCCCUAGAGGAGCAAAGGAAGGUCACGGCCCAGCAGAUGGCCAUGGAAAGGGCGGAGCUGGAGCGAGCCAAGAGCGCCUUGCUGGAGGAGCAGAAGUCUGUCAUGCUCAAGUGCGGGGAGGAGCGGCGGCGCCUGGCUGCUGAGUGGGCGGAGUUCUCCGCGCAGCAAAAGCUGAGUAAGGAGCGGGCAGAGCGCGAGGCCGAGCGGGCGCUGCAGGUGGACACCCAGCGGGAGGGCACCCUCAUCAGCCUGGCCAAGGAGCAGGCUGAGCUGAAGAUCAGGGCCAGCGAGCUCCGGGCCGAGGAGAAGCAGCUGGCAGCAGAGAGAGCAGCCCUGGAGCAGGAGCGGCAGGAGCUGCGGCUGGAGAAGGAGAGGAUCAACGCCACCGCCCUGCGUGUCAAGCUCCGUGCCGAGGAGGUGGAGAGCAUGAGCAAGGUGGCCUCCGAGAAGUACGAGGAGGGGGAGCGGGCAUUGCGCGAGGCCCGGCAGGUGCAGGCAGAGCAGCAGGCCCGGUUGCAGGCGGUGCAGCAACAGCAGGAGCGGCUCCAGAAGCAGGAGCAGCACAUGCACCAGGAGCAUCUGAGUCUGGCCCAGCAGAGGCUGCAACUGGACCGCGCACGACAGGACCUGCCCUCCAACCUCGUGGGUCUGUUCCCCAGGGCCCAGGGCCCUGCAGCCUCCAGCCAGAGUGCCCUCAUGCCUCCUGCUCCUACCACCCGUUGGUGCAGCCAGCCACCGACUGGCCUGGACCCCAGCCCCUUGCACCUCCAUGCCAGGCUGGUGCUGCUGAGGCACAUGGCAGAGCAGGACCGUGACUUCUUGGAGAAUGAACAGUUCUUCCUGGAGACCCUGAAGAAACGGUCCCACAAUUUGACAUCUCAUUCAGCCUGAGUGGGUCCCCCGCCGAUUCCCCAACAGAGGGUUCAGACCCCAGAACUCUCCUGUUCGUCCUGCUGCCUCCAUGGAGGCAGUGCCUGGGGAGGAUUCUGAGAUGCUUGAGGCCUGAUGACAGCUCCUCCGUGGACAGGGUGCAAGUGCAUCCUUUCCAAAUGUGCCAGCCCGGGACAGCCCCUGCCUCUGGGGUUCUAUGGUGUAGGCUGUCUUACCACGGCUUUGGCUGCCCUGCCCCAAAGCCAUUGGCCUGGAUCUGAGGGUCUGAGUUGGCAGCAAGGACCCCCAGCUCUCACUGGGCUCUGUGAGCUCCCCCCUGCUCCACAGGUAGACUGUUGUGGACUCUGUUGGCCUGGGCCUCUUCUAAGGCAGGAGCUUUCUUGAGGGAUGCCACGAACAGCCUUCCCUACUCCCGGCCAGAGCAGUACCCUCCCUGAUGAGCUGGAGAAGGGCCCUCUGGCCUCCUGAUGGUACAGGGAGGGCACCAGCUAGAUCCUCCCUUGUGGUGUGAGAUGUUCCUGGAACUCAGCCGGGCCCUCCUCCUCCUGGGCUUGCCCAGAGCCCCCACCCUAUUCCCAGCACUGCCCGAAGAACCAACCAGUUUGGGUGAACAGUGGCCUCCUCAGCUUCCUCCCCAUCUGGGUGCCCCACUGGCAGCGGAGGGAGCUGUGACGAUGGUGGGGUGUGGGGAGGGACAAGGAGGGAAGGCACCUCUGUGCUGCUCACCUGCCCAAAGCCACAGCUCAGUGGGUAUGCAGUGGAGGUGACAAGGAAUCAAUCACAACUAGCAGAGAUUUCUUUGAUCCUCCUCCACUCCCGCUGCUUCACUUGAUUAAGCUUUAAAAGCCUGCUUUUGCCAUGGCUCA